AUGGAGGUGAACGACAACAACACCCUCCAAAGUGGGGAGGCGGGCGAAGAAGGGGCGCCGCAGGUGCGCCAGCGGAGCGCGCCGGGGUCGCCCCCGCCCCCGCUGCGGGUGGUCAAGUUCGCUUCACAGCCGGAGAGCCGGCACGCCGACUCAAAAGAUGACGAUGUGGCCGAGGUCCGCAAAGAAGAGGGAGAAGAAGGAGAUGAUGGAGGCGAGGAAAAAGAUGAUUUCGAUUUCGCCGACGAUGACGUCAUGCUGAAUCUCGUCAACGAGCAACAGCAGCACAACGGCGGCUCGGGCAUCGAGAGAAGGGAUUCGGCGUGGAUGAUGGCCCACCAGGCCGGCCAGGCCGUCAGCGAGUGGCUCCAGCGCAAGGACCGCGAGCGGGCCACCCCCAACGGGCGACCGGUCUCGCCCCCGCCCACAACCACCACUGGUGGCCUGCCCGACCCGCUACUCGACCCCGCCGCCCUCACCAGCACCACCUCCGCCGGCCGCAAGCCUCCGUUCCAGACCUCCCAGCGCGUCAAGUCGGUGGGGUUCUUCUCGUUCAGCCGGUACGACACGCCGUCGAAGGAGGGCUGGCUCACCAAGCAGGGCGGACGGGUCAAGAACUGGAAGCGGCGAUGGUUCAUUCUCUCGGAGGACCGGCUCUACUACUACAAGAAGCCCGGCGACAUGACUCCGUUGGGUUUCAUCCCUCUUUCCCGGUGUUGCAUCCGCAUCACCGAAAUGCGACGACGAGGCCGACGGCUGCGGUACAGCUUCGAGUUGUACGAUCCGCUGGGCGUGUUCUGCCGGCGCCACCCGGCCUUCUACAUUUUUGCGGACAACGAAGAGGAGUUGGAGGAGUGGAUUCGCGCGCUCAACCUCAAGGUCGCCGACUCGCCGAUGAAGAAUCUGCGGGUGGAGGAGCCCGUGAUCGACAUUCACCCGAUCGAGCGCCAAGGCUGGCUCACCAAGCGCGGAGGCAUUGUCAAGAACUGGAAGCGGCGAUGGUUCGUGCUGCGGGGGAACAUGCUGUACUACUACCGAAACACCAAGAUCAAGACGCCGCUUGGCUUCAUCCCCGUCGACCGGUGUUCGGUCGAGUUGCUCAACACGGACGACGAUUUCAAGAAGCACGGCAUCCGCUUGCCGAGGCGGAAGCAGGGCUUCGUGUUCCAGAUCACCGAUCCCUGCUCGGCGUUCAACCGGUGGCAUCCGAGUUACUACCUGAUGGCGGAGACGGAGGAGGACAUGGACGAGUGGAUCGCAGCGAUCUGCACCAUCAAGCUGCUCGACUUUGACGCCUCCCAAAUCACCGACAGCUCGCCGAGCGAGUCCUUCCGCCGCGCGACCAAUGAAGAUGAGGUGCUGGUGCAGCUGAGCGGGGAGAUCGACCCGGACGCGCUGGCGCGGCAGUACGGAAUGGAGAACAAGGGACCCGUCGCGUCCCUCCCCAACUCCUACCGCUUCAAGAAGACCUCCUCCGCGCCCCGCAACGUCAUCUCCGCCCUGGGCAAGCAGAAGGGCGUCACCCUCAACAAACGCAGAUUUUCGCUGGGGUCGUCAUCGUCGUCGUCGGGCAGCGCGUCGUACUCGCGCACGUCGUCGCUUUCGCUGUCGUCGUUCCGGCUGAGCCUGCCCGAGCCGCUUUCGACCGAGGCCUCGGGCGAGCUGAAGGGCCUCCCGCGCGGCGUCGAUCUGUUCAGCGACGACGGCAGCGGCGUCGAAGGUGAAGAUGGCGACGACGAGUGGGAGGAGAAGAGCAUCGGCCUCGUGUGGCGUAACUCCUAUGUCGCCCCACGCCCACACAAGAACGGCGGCGGCAGCGGAAUCGGAGUUAUAGAUUUAGAUACCAGCCGCGAGGGCUCGCUGGUGAUGGUCGAGGGCGAAGACGACGACGAUGGCGACGACAACGAAGAGGAAUCGGUCGACGACGCCGAGCAAAAGAAGAAAAAGAAGCAGCAGCUCCAGCAGCUCCAGCAGCAGCCGCGCAACGUUGCGUUCAAUCGAGAGAUGAAGGCGCUGGCGAGGGAUCAGGAGAAGCGAAUGACGGCCGUCGUGUCGAUGCUCAACUUUUUGUACAAGGCCGUCAAGAAGCGGUCCGCCAAGGCCGUCGCCGCCACUACGAAGGGCACGCCGGCGCAGGCCCAGAGCAAGGCCCGGGAGGAGGUGCUCGAGAACCUCUUCAACACCACCUACGACGACCUCAAGUACCUCGAGGUCCUCAAGGAGCUCCUCCAAUCCGACAACGAUCAGCUGGUGCGGGAGGACACGAUCGAGGAGAUCAUGGUGGGCAAGUUCAAGGGCGCCGAAGAACUCGGGCUGCCCCUGUCCCUCUUCUGCGCCCUCAAGACCGCGCACCAAGUUCGUGUGGUGUCGAGCCUGAUGCUGGACUACCUGGCCUCUCUCACGUCGCCCAUUCUGCCCCACUACCGCCAAAUCAUCGCCCUUCGAGAGUAUGCGGGGGAGCAGCGGACAGCGCGGCUGAGGACGAUCAUCGCCCAGCUCGACCGGCCGCGGCAUCGCAUCCUCCGCCGGCUGCUGGGCCUCAUCAAGCGCAUCGGCGAGCUAGCGGCCCUCUCCAAGAACGGGCGCGCGCUGACGGUCCCGCAGAUGGCGAUUGUGCUGGCGCCGUACAUCAUUCGUCCGACGAGCCAGAGCGGCGAGAUCGGCUCGGGCUCCGGCGGCGGCGACGACCUGGGAGACACCCUCAUCGAGCCCUCCAAGUGCAUCGACUCGCCCAAGCCCAUCGGCUUCCCCCUCACCCCGCGCCGACGCGAGAUCGUGCGCUCCGACUGGACGCACAUUACGGAGCUGAUCACCAAGAUGGUGGCCGACUUCGAGGCGCUGUUCCACCACCACAAGCAGCAGCAGCCCAACAACAAGAAUUCCAAGAACCGCCAGGCCAUCAGCGAGAAGACCUGGAACCUGCUCUCGUCCGGCCCCGCGACAUCGACAUCGACAUCAUCGUCGUCGUCGUCGUCGAUCCCGCCGCCGCCACCUCCCCCGUCGGCCUGGGUGUCGGGCGCGAAGAAGAGCACCAACGCCGAGAGACCCGAGCACCGGCGCGAGCGAUCCCUGGGCUCCAUCUCCGCCCAAUCGACGGGCGUCUAG
This is a messenger RNA of Acanthamoeba castellanii str. Neff, 3102 nucleotides long. RefSeq names its product PH domain containing protein. Bases 1 to 3102 code for a protein of 1033 amino acids. Gene Ontology annotation, biological process: signal transduction. The record is from RefSeq and is a predicted model, not a curated record. The transcript has 17 exons. Lineage: Eukaryota; Discosea; Longamoebia; Acanthamoebidae.